This is a messenger RNA of Silurus meridionalis, 3553 nucleotides long. RefSeq names its product taste receptor type 1 member 3. The record is from RefSeq and is a predicted model, not a curated record. Bases 240 to 2927 code for a protein of 895 amino acids. Gene Ontology annotation, cellular component: membrane. The transcript is spliced from 8 exons. Lineage: Eukaryota; Metazoa; Chordata; Actinopteri; Siluriformes; Siluridae. Gene Ontology annotation, biological process: sensory perception of sweet taste; G protein-coupled receptor signaling pathway; sensory perception of umami taste. Gene Ontology annotation, molecular function: G protein-coupled receptor activity.
CACGACCAGUUCAUUUCCAUACACUUGCGUGGGUUCGAUGGCAACUUUACACAAACCGCUGAUUUAACUACACAUCCGGGCGUGAUAUAACGUGCUAUAACAAAGCACAGACCCUGAGCACAUCAUCAGGACUCAUUACACCAGUGUCUGGAGAACAUCAGGAAAAUAAGUCCCUGUCCAGAUGCUGAAGUAAAACCAGUAUAACUCACUCAUUCACUCACUUUUUAAAAUAUAUCUGAAUGAAUAUGUUUUACAGGAUGGUCGGACGGGAGGAGAUGCUGAUCCUGUGCUGCCUGAUGAGUUCUGCUCACGGGGCGAAUCCUGCAUGGUUCCAGAACAUCUCCACAAAUCUCUUUAAGUCUCCUGGAGAUAUUCUACUCGGCGGAUUGUUUCCCAUUAACCAGCUGACCAGCGGCCUGAAAGAGAGAGUGGAACCGGACGAUAUUUCCUGCAAAAGCGUCGAUCAGUAUGGCCUCGCGCUGGCACUAGUGAUGAAGUACACGAUUGACGAGAUCAACAACACGCCCAACCUUCUACCUAACGUCAAGCUGGGCUUUGAAAACUAUGACGACUGCGGACAGUCUGCGAUCAUCAUGAAGCCCACGCUGCGGUUCUUCACCACGGCCGACUCGGACGACGUGGAAGUUAUGUGCAACUACACCGAGUACAUGACCAGAGUUCACGCGGUGAUCGGACCGUACAGCUCCGAGAUGACUUCGGUCAUCGGCCAGCUGGUGAGCUUUUUCUUGAUGCCGCAGGUCAGCUACAGAGCCACCAGUGAUGGGUUCAGCGAUAAGCUGACAUACCCGUCGUUCAUGCGCACCGCCCCCAGUGACAGCUGGCAGGCCUUGGCCAUGGUCCAGCUGCUUCAGCAGUUCGGAUGGAACUGGGUGGCGGUGAUCGGCAGCGACGAGACGUACGGCCAACAGGGCCAGCAGCAGGUGUCCCAGAACGCCGCCAACGGGGGCAUUUGCGUCGCCUACGAAGGGCUAAUACCAGUCUAUGAAAACCCAGUGCCUGUGAUAAGUGAGAUCCUGGAUGGCAUAGUGGAGGCCAAAGUGGGCGUAGUGGUGGUGUUUGCAUCCGCCUCAGCAAGCGCCGCCUUCUUCACAGAGGUAAUCAGGAGGAACAUGACAGGAGUCUGGUUAGCUAGCACGGCGUGGGCUGUACACAGCAGCAUCGUCACCCUGCCUGGCAUCAAGACCAUCGGCACAGUGCUGGGCUUCACCGACAUGACCCGCCCCAUCGACCUGCUCAGCCCCUAUGUUCAGCAGCUCUUCACUAAGAUGGAGCAAGAAAGAUUCCAAAUGCAGAUCACACCCCCGAAUCCUGACGUCUCCCCUCUGGAGAACCCUUGUCCAGCAUGCUGGAGCCUCUCUCCAUCAAACGUGAGCAUCGUGCAGACCGAGCUGGUGCGGCGCACCGCCUUCAGCGUCUACACUGCCGUCUACAGUGUGGCUCAGGCCCUGCACAACAUGCUCGGCUGCAACGCCAACAGGUGCACCAGACAUCCCAACAACGAAAAUAUCUACCCCUGGCAGUUGCUGCCAUGGGUGCAGAAAGUUUCCCUGAAUCUAAACGGCGCAAAUAUCAGCUUCGACGCUGAGGGAAACCCAAAUAUCGGCUACGAUCUGUUAGAAUGGGUUUUUCAGAACAGCACCAUCACCUUCAGGAACAUCGGGACCUUCUUCCAGAACCUUACGAUUGAUAAGAAGCUCAUUAAAUGGCACACAGCAAAUAAUACAGUCCCUACGUCUAGAUGCUCCUCGGACUGUCUGUCAGGACAAGUGCGCAUCGUUAAAGGAUUUUAUUCAUGCUGCUUUGAUUGCAGUGACUGUUUAGAGGGAACGUAUCAAAACAGAACAGACGACAUUCAGUGCACCAAAUGUCCUCCCCGGCAGUGGUCCACCUUUCGCAGUACCAGCUGCGUCUUUCCCACCUACCAAUACCUGGCAUAUUCAUCUUUUGAAUCGGUGGCUCUAAUACUGGCUGGACUUCUGCUGCUGUCCUGUCAGGCAGCAAUGGGCAUCCUGUUCUUCCAGCACAGAGGCACGCCACUCCUGAAAGCAUUAGGAGGACCUCUGUGUGGCUUGGGUUUGAUGAGUCUGAUGGGAAGCUGUAUCAGCCUUGUGUUGUUCCUGGGUCAGCCGAAUGAUGUCAUUUGCUGCAUCCAGAUACUCCUCUAUGUCAUGUUCCCCACUGUGGCCUUGUCCACCAUCCUGGCUAUCUCCAUGCAGAUUGUGUAUGUCUGCGAGUUUCCUGAAAAAGCUCCAAACAACAUGGAAAACCUGCAAGGUCUCGGAAGCUGGAGUCUGGUGCUAGCGUGUUGUGGCGUUCAAUCGGGUCUUGUUGGCUGGUUUAUCAUUGAAGGGCCUUCGCUCACUAAGUGGGUAGACAAUCUGGAAGUGAAUUUUGUGACACAAUUCCUGCCCUGCCCUGUGGAACCCAUACUGAACUUUGGCCUCAUGCUGGGUUUCAACGGCCUGCUAGCCUUGGUCUGCUUUAUGUGCACCUUCAUGGCGCCGAAGCCGGUCAGGCAGUAUAACUUUGCCAGAGACAUAACCAUCGCCAGCUUGAUCUACUGUGUCAUAUGGGUCAUAUUUAUCCCAAUCUAUGCCGGCCUGGGUGACAAAGAGAAGACGAUUGCUCGAGUUGUGUUUACUUUAAUUAGCAACACAGCACUCACGUUAGGUUAUUACCUUCCAAAGUGUCACCUCCUGGUCAAGGAACCAGAUCUAAACAAAAAUGAAUACUUCGCUUCAAUCUUAGAGGGAAUUCCACCGAUACCACCCGAGGAGCCGCCGCAUGAUAAAAAUAAGCAAGAUAAUAAAAAAGAGGACAGUAAAAAGGGGGAUCAGAAUGAGAGGAUAGAAAAAGAGGAAGGCAAAGAGGAGAGUAAGCAAGAAAAUAAAGAGGAUAACAAUUAACCUGUUACAUAAGCAAUAGACAUCUAGGCAGAGGUGGAAAAUGUGCUGUGAAGUUUUAUUUAAAAUCGUACUCCAAAUAUAUCCAGUAAUCGUUAGUUGGUCACGCUGGUUUUUCAAUAGAGACAUAUGAAAAAUAUGUAUUGUGUAUUAAUGAGGUUGGCCCAUGGACACUCGUCCUCAAGUUCAGUGCAGAGGCUUAUAGCAUUAACUACAUUGCUUAGCAUUAAAAAAGGACAACAAAUCGACACGUUUCUUAAAUCUUUUUCUCCAGAUUAUUGAACAUGGGAUUGGAUGCUUUAAUCUGAAUUGAAAAGAAAAUCCACUGGAUUGUGUUUGAUUGUCGUAUACCGUACUGUAUUUGCUGGAUAAGUCAAGUAGAAAUCUCUUUUACUCUUAAAUAAUGAAAGAAAUGAGUACUAGCUUUAAAAAAAUACUCAAGUGAAGUAAGAAAGAACACCAGAAAUAACACUUCUGCAAGGCAGUAUACAUCCUCAGCUAUUUUCCAGCCCUGCAUCAAGGCUUAUUAAAGCCACUUCAAUGCUAACAAAGGAACUGUAAAUAUACACACUAUAAACACUUAUAUAAAUAUAUAUGUGUGAUUUAUAUCAGGUCUGUUACACUCCUAA